Erigeron canadensis is the source of this 1556-nucleotide messenger RNA. RefSeq names its product putative F-box protein At3g16210. The transcript has 2 exons. Gene Ontology annotation, molecular function: protein binding. The record is from RefSeq and is a predicted model, not a curated record. Bases 182 to 1270 code for a protein of 362 amino acids. NCBI's taxonomy places the organism in Eukaryota, Viridiplantae, Streptophyta, Magnoliopsida, Asterales, Asteraceae.
CAUUAGUACUGUCUUAUAUAUCCUUUUUAUAAAAUUGGUAAUAUUGUUGUUACGGGUGAAGUUUUAAGAGCUUGUUGGGGGUUCUUAAAAAUUUCUUGCCAAACAGCCCCCCAGGUGUUUGAUAAAAAGCGUCAUCCAACAUUUUGUGGGUUUUUUUUCGGAACACUGCUGCUGUUGCACAAUGUCUGAUUAUUUGCCUCAAGAGUUGAUUGUUAAAAUCUUCACGAAUCUGCCGGUGAAGUCCCUCCUCCGAUUUAGGACUCUUUCAAAAGCAUGGUGCUCUCUAAUCUCCAGCCCAGAUUUUUUCCGCAAAUACAGUCUGGGAUUGGUGAAAACCACCCAAAAAGUCCUCAUAAUGAACAAUUUCAUGGGUAGAAAGGAUAUCUAUACUCUGCAUGAGGAAGACCGGUUGCCAUUCUCUUCUAGUGAAGAAGGAUACCAGGGGGUUACAGCAGUUGAGUUCCCCAGAUGUGAAGUCCAAAUCGCUGGUUCAUGUAAUGGAAUUCUGUUGUUAGUUGAUAUGACUUUCGGUAUGUGUCUGUGGAACUUUUCAAUACGGCGCCGACUAAUGAUCCCUAGGCAUCCUUUGGGGAGUAAAUCUUCUAAAAUGACAGUUGGGUUUGGUUUUGACCCAAUCUCUAAUGAUUACAAGAUUAUGCUUAUAGAUUAUGGGGCUACACUAAAAGCAUUUGUUUACACUCUUAAGACAGGUUCUUGGUCUUCGAUUGCUCCCCCUGCUAGUACUUUUUAUCAUCUCAGAUGUAACUCAUAUCUGAUCGAUACAACAUUGUAUUGGUUCGCUAGUGAAUCACAAAAGAGACCCCAUUCUGUUAUCAUGACAUUGGAUGUGAGCACCCAUGUUUUUGGCACAAUUCCUUUGCCAGAACCCAGCUGGGAAAUUAAACAACUAGGAGAGUUUAAUGGUUCUGUAGCUGUGAUGUGUGCCAAGGGUAAUAAUCCUUGGAUCUGGGUGAAGAAGAAAGAGUCUAAUAAUGUUUCUGCUUGGUCUGUUUUUCAUAAACUGGAAUCCCCUCCAUUUCUAGUUGGCCCACUGUUGCAACCAACGUAUAAUGGUGACUUGCUUAUCGAGACAUUUCCUGAUUUAAAUGAUAUGGAAUCAAGGAUUUAUAAUACUCGUACGGGCAUGCUUUCAACACCACUUGUGAGAUUCACACCUUUAGGUAAUAUUCGGAUGACAACAUAUGUGGAAAGCCUUGAGUUGCUUGACAGUGGAACUCCUUGUGGUGAAGGAAUCAAGUGGACCAAGUAGAAAGAUCGCAAAUGUAGGUAGCAAGGUAAAGUAGCCGGUUUUAUAUGUUAUGCAAAUUUAGUAUCAACAUGUUGGUCUUAGUAGGUUAACUUCAAUGGAUAGUUGUGGACUAGUGGGUAUCACAAUUUGCUACAUGAGAUGCAAGGUUGCUUCAGAAAUAUCUUUUUCUGGAGGCAAUUCAUGGCAUUUUCAUUUGAUAUUAGGUAUGUGUAUUUGACUAUUUCGAUAUGUUUUAGAACUUAACUGAAUGAUUAUGGUGUUUUAAUAUCAUGUUUGCUUAUUCACA